GCGGAGCAUGGGCGGGCUCAGACUAACCUUGCUGGGAAUGUGUUGCUUUGAAAGCCAGACACUUUAAGCACAUGCCUGGGAGGCUCAGCGUAUGUUUGCUGCUGGGGACUUGUUGUUGUUCUUUAGCCCAGCUGACAUCUCGAAUGCAGCAACUCCCUGUAUUCCUGCACUAGACCAGGGCGCUACUCACCAAACACACAAAAGACAAGGACUUGUUUGUUUUAUUUCAUUUCUAACACAAUGAUGAACGGCUACCCGCCCGAGGAGAUCCGCCGUGAGACCCCCGCAGAGAUCAGCUCCCCGGCCGCUUCCAUCUCCCCAACAAUAGGGGCCGCGGCUGUGGGUCCCUUCAAUGGGCAGGUGUGUUGCCUGCGGGAAGAGGGGGAGCGCUGCAACCGGCCUGCGGGGAACGCCAGCUUCAGCAAGCGCAUCCAGAAGAGCAUUUCUCAGAAGAAAGUCAAGAUUGACUUGGACAAAACAGCAAGACACCUCUAUAUUUGCGACUUUCACAAGAGCUUAAUUCAGAGUGUCAGAAAUAGAAGGAAAAGGAAAGGCAGCGAUGAUGACGAAGGUGAUUCCCCUGUUCAUGACACGGAUACUCCUGAGGUGGAUUUGUUUCAGUUGCAAGUAAACACACUGAGAAGAUAUAAGCGACAUUUCAAACUUCAAGCAAGACCAGGGCUAAAUAAAGCUCAGUUGGUGGAAAUAAUUGGAUGCCAUUUCAGGACACUCCCUGUAAAUGAAAAGGACACAUUAACAUAUUUUAUCUGCUCAGUGAAGAAUGAAAAGAACAAAUUGGACCACAAGUCUGACGGUGGUCUCCAUUAGAACACACAAAAGGUUUUAUGGACACUUAGACCUGCUGGAGACACAAGCUCUGCUACGGAAUAACGUCUGUAAAUAAAAUAGUUUAUUCUAGGGCUUAUUGUGGAAGCUGUAUAUGUUGCAAUCUCAAAGAUUGAAAUGUAUUUCUUAAAAAAAGAAUGGAAGGAUAUCUAAAGUGUGCAUGUGACUGUUAAAGGACAAUAGAAGUACAAAGUGGAUGAUGUGUCUGUAUCUAGUGCAAUAAUUUCACUCACAAUUAACUCUUUGCCAUGCAGUACUAUAUGUUGUGCCACUACUCUUCAACAUGCUGAAAGUUGCAUUUAAUGUAGGACCCAAUUUACUAAGGUAAACCGGCAUAGCCACAAAUCUGCAAUGGCAGAAAGGAUUAGGGUUAGUCACACAUUAAAUUACAUCUGCCAGAGGGUGACCAUAAAUUGUUUUUGGGGUAAAAAAAAUAGUGAAGGUAAUGUUUAAAAUUUGCAGCAGGUUUCAGAAAAGGUUUCAGAAAAGGUGAGGAGAUGGCAGCAAGAAACAUGCUGCUAGGACAUAAAAUAGUCCAUGAAGGAUUAUAAUGAUUGGCUGCUAUGAUGUGAAUUGUGAUGAACCAAUCAAUUUCUGAUCCACAAAAGAGAUGAAGAGACUUAUACAUUUAGGCAAGGUUUGUAGGGAGCAUCCUGAUGCAUUGCCAGGCAAUUGUCCUAGCUAGAUUACUUUAUCAUAAAGGGUGUUAUUUGUCCAAAUAGAAUGACUUUCAGAUUUUGGCUGCUGUUGUAAAAAGGUAUAUGUGUGGGAAUCUUUAUAACCUGUCACUACCUUUAUUAUCCUUGGGCCUUGGAAGGCUAGUUUAUAGGGAAAGAUAAAUGGAAUUUAGCAUCAUUUUCUAUAGCACUUGCUAAAAGUAGAGCAUGUUUAUAAGCAUGGUAUAGGCUAUGGUCCCAAUGCAGUGCACCAAAGAAAUAGGUUCCCUAGAUUGCACUUGCACUGUACAGAGAAAGCAGUUCUUUUAGUGAUUUGGCUUGUUUCACAGUAUGAUACUUGUGCACAUAUAUAAUUUUGAAGACAUGUUGGACACUCCUCCUGAGCUAUAGAAACUUCUGGAACACAAAGGGCAAUAUUUAUCAAAGAGUGAAUUUAGAGAUCGCCACAUCUAGAGUGAAAAUACUUUAAAGAUACAAUAGAAAUGAAUGGAGAGUGGCGGAAUUUGAGGACUGUGGCGAUCUCUAACUUCACUUUUGAUAAAUAUACCCCAAAGUGAUUUGCCCAUAGGGUUCUCUGGGUAAGAUAUCCCACUGAUGUUAAAGGGCAUACUUGUGGCCUUUCCUAAAACCAUACAUUAGCCAGUUACACUUUAAUGUGGAUUUAUUAAAAAUAGAGAUAAUAAUUAGGGCAGAGAGGCAUUUGCUCUGUAUCCUCAGGCUCAUAUACUGUAUUCUGUAGAAAAAUGCCAAAUACCAACUUGUGCUUCAUGCUACUGAAUUCAAUGGUCACAGGAGGUGUUUGGUGUUUUCCCACUGAUGGAGAAAAAGCCUACCAUUCUGACAAUUAACCUUACUCCCUGUAUAUUGCCAGUACCAGUGCAAGUCACAUAUUACUGGUAUGUGAUCAGUAAUCCAGAAUUCUGGCUUAGGGGUUUGUGCUAGUUUGUCUAAAAAAAGAUUUCAGUGUCAUCUGCACGUAAAUAAACCUGAACAACAAGGCAUUGCCUUUUUACAGAGGAACAGCAGAAUACAGAAUUGUCUAGACCCUAUACCACUUGCCGUCAGUUCAGGGAGCAUUCUGUAUAACAGAUCCCAUGCCUGCAUUGCAGAAUGUAGAUAUUAGAUAUUUUUAAUAUAUAUAUAUAUAUAUAUACAUUUAUAAUAUAUACAUCAGGGAUAUCCAGUUGUCAGCCAUCCAGCCUUUGCUGAAUUAUAACUGCCAGGAUCUAACAACAUGGGCUCCAUAUCCCUGAUUUCUUCAUGUUGGGACCUUCCUUUAUAGGAGGGCACUAUCUUAUUAACCAUCAGAGUAUCCCUUUAAUUUUUUAGAUAAAGGUGUGCGUAGCUUUAUUCUGAAAUGUCUGAAUCCCUGAAGGCAAGUUCAACUAUUGGCUUCACUUGGCAGGACUGUAAAGUGGGGAAAGAGUAAUAGUGGUGUUAAGUCAUUCUAAUAUUUACCCAUUCCACUAAUUCUAUUUCCUAUAUACAUAUGGGACAAUCAAUUUGCACCAGAUUUGGUCUAACCCGGCUACUACAUAUCUUGACCAUUACUUUGUAGGAUAAAUUAGAAGGGGUUUUAGUUUUUUCUUUUUAAAGCUUAAUAAGCAAACCAUUAUAAAAGGUAUAGUCAAUAAAGAUAAUUUUAAAGGGAAGCUAUAGGCACAAUUUCAUCUCCUGUAUUUUAGUGUUUUGUGUCUCUCUCUCUCUCUCUCUCUCUCUCUCUCUCUCUCUCUCUCUCUCUCUCUCUCUCUCUCUCUCUCUCUCUCUCUCUCUCUCUCUCUCUCUCUCUCUCUCUCUCUCUCUCUCUCUCUCUCUCACAAUCAUGCACUUUUUCAUUAAAAUGAAUGGGGUAACCUAGAUUCAUCCUUAAAGUAAUUCCUUUUCCAUUCCUCCUCCGUCACAGUGGAAUCAUUGUAAAAACAAGUGACAAACGUGGCCCAAUUCUAGUGGUCUUUUUUUAUUUUAUUUUUUUUGGACCUUCUGUUUAAAGGAAUCCCCCAAUUGAUUUCUGUGGGUUACUGGCUCUGCAGACAACUUUUUUUCUGUUAUCCUGAAGUGUUCAUGUUUUUGGUGAGGGCCAUACCGGGCUCGCCCCCCAAUGCAGGGCCUGAGUUCCCUUGUUACCCCUCUGGAUAGGCACAUGAUUCAUUAUCACAUCUUGCAGUUAGGAUCAUUUGGGCUGUUGGUCUGAAUGAAUUGUGGCCUUACAUAUAUAUAGCCAACUGUACAGUAUCUAUUAAUCAGUCAGAAUCUGUAUAGGGUUGGUCAGUGUAUGGUCAGCAUUAUUUAGUACUACUGUGUUUCACGUUAUGCCAUUUCUCUGUCCUCAGCACAGUUUUCUAGCUCAGGCCUGCUAUGGGUGAUGCUGAUAUUCUCCAGCAGGACUAGUAGUCAAAUUUAGGAGUCAUUGUCACAGCUGAGGCCCACAUGGAACAAUUUCCCUCAUUAACUGCUUACAUUCUACAUUCCAACAUAAUAAGCUCCCACAGCACAAUUUCACAACCGUGUACUUAAAGGGUAUUGUUCACCUUCAAACAACUAGUUGUUACUUUCUAUUUUCUAUGUGUCACCGUUUUUCUAAUAUUGAAGUGUAAAGUGUCAUUUUUCACCUUCUAAAGCAGCUCUGGGAGGGGGGGUCGCCGACCCUGUAAACUGUUCUAAACUGAUACAUUUAGUUGAUACAUUUCUUAUUUUUGUCCCUGCUGAGCAGAAUCCCUGAGUUUCAUUUCAAAGGCAGCUGUUAGAAUAUUUGCUAAUACUCCAGAGAUGCUGUUUAGAAAUGUAUCAACUAAAUGUUGCAAAAUUGGAACAGUUUAGCGUCUGUGCUGGAAUUACUGAGCUGCCAGACUCAAAUACCAGAGACAUUCAACUUUAAACUUAGAUUUUGGAAGAAAUAAAAAAUAAAUAAUGGAAAGUAAUUGAAAAAAGUCUUUAUUUCUGGAGAACAAUCUGAAAACAACAGAACUGAAAAAAGUGUUUGGAAGGUGAACAACCCCUCUCAAGAAAACUAUUAUACUUUCAAUAGCCCACAUUCUUUGUGUAUAAUCUGUAUUCAUUUAAAUGGAGCACUAUCAUUCUUUGAUAUUUCCAGUUCUUUAAAUUGCACAGGGGACAGAUAAUUUUCUUUGAGAAUUUGAGAUAUUGAAAACGUCUCAUUCUGACAGGAGCACCGUGUAGCUGUAGCUUCCCUUUAAACCUGCUGUUCCCUGUGUGGAUGAAAAGCCUACAGGGUCACUACGCUAUGCUAAACCUCUGUGAAAUGCUUAAGUGUUUGAUUUUAAUGAGAUCCCAGGGCUAAGCCUGGUAUAGCAAUAUAUAUAUAGAUCACUGGUAUAGCAUUGCCACACUGGCCCACAUGAUGUAUUCUAUCCUCCACAAGUUGCACUUACUGAUUUUUUUUAUUUUCUGAAUUCCCACAUUGUAACUAUUUGUUGGCAUGUAUACAUUACACAAUGGAAUCUCUGGUCUCGCCUACGUGUAAAUUAAUGUGAUGGCUUUAAUUAAAAAUGAUCCGACACUGA
Molecule: messenger RNA, 5044 nt
Organism: Xenopus laevis (African clawed frog)
Lineage: Eukaryota; Metazoa; Chordata; Amphibia; Anura; Pipidae
Gene: sap30.L
Product: Sin3A associated protein 30kDa L homeolog
Exons: 4
Coding region: 241-828 (195 amino acids)
Biological process (GO): regulation of DNA-templated transcription; negative regulation of DNA-templated transcription
Cellular component (GO): nucleolus; histone deacetylase complex
Molecular function (GO): transcription coregulator activity
Source: RefSeq, a predicted model, not a curated record